UCCGUUGUCCUCUGAUCUCAUCGAGGAAUUUGGGAGAGGAAGUGGGGGAAGGAAGAAGAAGAAGAAGAACAGAAACAACAGAAAUCGCUCCAUCGUCGUCGAUUUAGAGCCCUCUUCCGCACAAGAAGGCAUUGGAUAGAUUAACGUGCCUUGUUCAUAGGCAUGCUUUGAGCUGAUCGGAUUGUGGAUGGCCUUUUCGUUACUCGUGUAUUACAAGAGUCUACGGUUUCUUGUGACGUGCCUAAGUUGGUGUCUAAAAGUUUCUUGAGGGUUACUGGAGUCCAUCAUGUCAGACAUGAAUGUUGAUGAACCUGUGAAACAAGAUGAGGAGAAUGCCAUGCCAUCAUCUCAACAAGAGGAGGUGGCGAUUAAGAAAAAGUACGGAGGAAUCUUACCCAAAAAACCACCACUCAUAUCCAAGGACCAUGAACGGGCUUACUUCGACUCAGCGGACUGGGCUUUAGGAAAGCAGGGAGGGCAUGCUCAGAAGCCCAAAGGACCAGUUGAGGCACUCCGACCAAAGUUGCAGCCUACACCUCAGCAGCAAGUACGUUCCCGUCGCUCAUCCUACGCAUCUAGCGACAAUGAAGAUGGGGGAAACCUUGUUACCGAGGACAUGAAUGAUGACGACAACAACAACAAUCAGUGAUUGCAUAUUGUGGAGGUUCAUGUAAACCUCUUAAGACUUAGUAGUUAACAUUCUUCCUUUAUGAAUUUUGAAGAGCCGAUUUUUAAGAUUUCAUGAACAAGAAACGAGGAUGUUUUUGUAUAUGGAACAAGAUAUGGCCACUGCAACUUUCUUCUGCAGCCAAGACAUAUAUCUCACUGGAGUUUGCAGUA
Molecule: messenger RNA, 840 nt
Organism: Musa acuminata AAA Group (dessert banana)
Lineage: Eukaryota; Viridiplantae; Streptophyta; Magnoliopsida; Zingiberales; Musaceae
Exons: 8
Coding region: 287-649 (120 amino acids)
Cellular component (GO): cytoplasm
Molecular function (GO): protein phosphatase inhibitor activity
Source: RefSeq, a predicted model, not a curated record